Microtus ochrogaster (prairie vole) is the source of this 4275-nucleotide messenger RNA. It is a transcript of the gene Smc6, whose product is annotated as structural maintenance of chromosomes 6. The record is from RefSeq and is a predicted model, not a curated record. NCBI's taxonomy places the organism in Eukaryota, Metazoa, Chordata, Mammalia, Rodentia, Cricetidae. Gene Ontology annotation, molecular function: damaged DNA binding; single-stranded DNA binding; ATP hydrolysis activity. Gene Ontology annotation, biological process: double-strand break repair via homologous recombination. Gene Ontology annotation, cellular component: Smc5-Smc6 complex; site of double-strand break; nucleus.
GCUGCGGGGCUCCCGCCUGCUUUCGGGGCGGGUUCGCCCUGCUUUGGCGGGCGGGCGAGCGGUAGCCGAGGUCGGACGCCUUUGGGGUGGCCUUCGCGUCGUGACACCCUCGCUGACUACCUUCCCCCGGGCGACCGCGAUUUGUUGGAGAUUGAUUUCUAUGGCAGAGUCUAUCCUUGGAAUCCUUCAAACUCAAGUGUUUGCAAACAAAACAAACUUACUAUCCUUUUCUCUUGACAAAUAUACUGUCAGUUUAUGAUGAUGGAUAGCAUUAAGUGAGGAAAUGAAACUGACGCCAACCCAAAGCAACAUUUAGAGGAACACUUUAGGAUAAAAUUCUUCUUUCUAGGUUUUCCAGGAGGCACACAAGAAGAUCUGAUGGCCAAAAGAAAGGAAGAAAAUUUCUGUUCUCCUGAAAAUGCUAAAAGGCCAAGACAAGAAGAACUGGAAGAUUUUGAUAAAGAUGGCGAUGAGGACGAAUGUACAAUUUCUUUCACUAAUGGGACCUCUACUUUGACUGCAGCAGAAGUUGGAAUAAUUGAGAGUAUUCAACUAAGAAACUUCAUGUGCCAUUCAAUGCUUGGACCUUUUAAAUUUGGUUCUAAUGUCAACUUCGUUGUUGGCAAUAAUGGAAGUGGAAAGAGUGCUGUGCUCACCGCUCUCAUAGUUGGUCUUGGUGGAAAAGCAGUUGCUACUAAUAGAGGAUCCUCUUUAAAAGGUUUUGUAAAAGCUGGACAGAACUCAGCAGACAUCUCAAUAACGUUGAGGAACAGAGGUGACGAUGCCUUCAGGGCAAAUGUGUAUGGCGACUCCAUAGUUGUGCAGCAACACAUUAGUGUGGACGGAAGUCGAUCUUACAAACUAAAAAGUGAAAAAGGCACCGUGGUUUCUACUAAGAAGGAAGAGCUCAUUGCAAUUCUUGAUCAUUUUAACAUCCAGGUGGACAAUCCAGUUUCUGUUUUAACACAAGAGAUGAGCAAACAGUUCUUACAGUCUAAAAAUGAGGGAGACAAAUACAAAUUCUUCAUGAAAGCAACCCAACUUGAACAGAUGAAGGAGGAUUAUUCAUAUAUUAUGGAAACAAAAGAAAGAACAAAGGAGCAGAUAAAUCAAGGAGAAGAGCGACUUACUGAACUAAAGCGCCAGUGUUUGGAGAAAGAGGAACGUUUUCAAAAUAUUGCCGGCUUAAGUACAAUGAAAACUAACUUAGAGUAUUUGAAACAUGAAAUGGCUUGGGCAGUGGUCAAUGAAAUUGAAAAACAAUUAAAUGCUAUUCGAGAUAAUAUCAAAAUUGGUGAAGAGCGUGCUGCCAAACUUGAUAGGAAAAUGGAAGAACAGCAGGUCAGACUUAAUGAUGCAGAAAAAAAGUACAAAGAUAUUCAAGAUAAACUAGAAAAAAUUAGUGAAGAGACAAAUGCCCGAGCUCCGGAAUGCAUGGCUUUGAAAACAGACGUGAUCGCGAGGACGAGAGCCUUUAACGAUGCCGAGGUUUUGUAUAACCGUUUCCUAAAUGAAUAUAAAGCAUUAAAGAAAGAUGAUGAACAGCUUUGUAAAAGAAUUGAGGAGCUAAAGAAAAGCACUGAUCAGUCUUUGGAACCAGAGCGCUUGGAAAGGCAACGAAGAAUCUGUUGGUUGAAAGAAAAAGUACAGGCCUUGCAGGACCAGGAAAGUUCCGUCAAUCAGGAGGCUGCACAGUUCGAACAAGUUAUAGAAAAGGACAAACAAGAACAUGUCCGGAUUAAGAGAGAAGAUUUAGAUGUGAGGCAUACACUGACCUAUAAUCAGAGACAAUUGAAAGAACUGAAAGAUAGUAAGACUGAUCGACUGAAAAGAUUUGGUCCUCAUGUUCCAGCUCUGCUGGAGGCAAUAGACGAUGCAUACAGGCGGAGACAAUUCACUCAUAAGCCUAUCGGCCCUUUAGGUGCUUGCAUUCAUCUGCGGGAUCCAGAACUUGCAUUGGCCAUUGAAUCUUGCUUGAAAGGACUUCUGCAAGCGUAUUGUUGCCAUAAUCAUGCUGAUGAGAGAGUACUUCAGUCAUUGAUGAAAAAAUUUUAUCCGCCAGGGACCUCUCGGCCUCAGAUAAUUGUUUCUGAAUUUCGGAGUGAGGUAUAUGAUGUGAGACUCAGAGCUGCUUACCAUCCGGAGUUUCCAACUGUUCUGACAGCGUUAGAAAUAGACAAUGCUGUUGUUGCAAAUAGUUUGAUUGACAUGCGGAGCAUAGAGACAGUGCUGCUGAUCAAAAAUAAUUCUGUAGCUCGUGCAGUCAUGCAGUCCCAAAAGCCACCUAAAAAUUGUAGAGAAGCUUUCACUGCUGACGGUGAUCAAGUGUUUGCAGGUCGUUAUUAUUCAUCUGAAAACACAAGGCCCAAGUUUCUAAGCAGAGAUGUGGAUUCUGAAAUAAGUCAUUUGGAGACUGAGAUUGAAAAUAAAAAGGCCCACAUAAUAAAUCUUCAGCACCAUUUGUCUGCCCUUGAGAAGGAUAUUAAAAGAAAUGAAGAACUCCUUAAAAGGUGCCAGCUACAUUAUAAAGAAAUAAAGAUGAAGAUAAGAAAAAAUAUUUCUGAAAUUCGGGAACUUGAGAAUAUAGAAGAACACCAGUCUGUUGAUAUUGCAACCUUGGAAGAUGAAGCUGAGGAAAAUAAAAUAAAAAUGCAGAUGGUUGAGAAAAAUAUGGAACAACAAAAAGAAAACAUGGAGAACCUUAAAAGUCUAAAAAUUGAAGCAGAGAACAAGUAUGAUACAAUUAAAUUAAAGAUCAACCAGCUGUCAGAGCUGGCAGAUCCACUCAAGGAUGAAUUAAAUCUUGCUGACUCUGAAGUGGAUAGCCAAAAACGAGGAAAGCAGCAUUAUGAAGAUAAACAGAAAGAACAUUUGGAUACCUUAAAUAAAAAGAGAAGAGAACUCGACAUGAAGGAAAAGGAGUUACAGGAGAAAAUGUCACAAGCAAGACAGAUCUGCCCAGAACGGAUAGAAGUAAAGAAAUCUGCAUCAAUUCUAGACAAAGAAAUUAAUCGGUUAAGACAAAAAAUACAGGCAGAACAUGCUAGUCAUGGAGAUCGAGAAGAAAUAAUGAAGCAGUACCAGGAAGCAAGAGAAACCUAUCUUGAUCUGGAUAAUAAAGUAAGAACUUUAAGAAGGUUCAUUAAAUUACUAGAAGAAAUAAUGACUCAUAGGUACAAAACAUACCAACAGUUUAGAAGGUGUUUGACAUUGCGAUGCAAAUUAUACUUUGACAACUUAUUAUCUCAGCGGGCUUAUUGUGGGAAAAUGAAUUUCGACCACAAGAAUGAAACUCUUAGCAUAUCAGUUCAGCCUGGAGAGGGAAAUAAAGCUUCCUUCAAUGACAUGCGUGCUUUGUCCGGCGGUGAGCGCUCUUUCUCCACAGUGUGCUUCAUCCUUUCCCUGUGGUCCAUUGCCGAAUCACCUUUCAGAUGCCUGGAUGAGUUUGAUGUCUACAUGGAUAUGGUUAAUAGGAGAAUUGCAAUGGACAUGAUACUUAAGAUGGCAGAUUCCCAGCGUUUUAGACAAUUUAUCUUGCUUACCCCUCAAAGCAUGAGCUCACUUCCUUCAAGUAAACUGAUUAGAAUUCUUCGAAUGUCUGAUCCUGAAAGAGGGCAAGCCACAUUGCCUUUCCGACCUGUGACUCAAGAGGAAGAUGACAACACCAGUUGACAACUUAGUGCCUUGUCCUCCUGCUGGAAGAUAGUGAAGGGGUCUGGACUGAAGAGGCUCCUUUCAUCUGAUCCAUCGAUUGUGGAAAGCCUAGAAAACCAGCCGCUGCCAAUAGAUAAAAUUACGACUGCUUUCCUUGUGAAAACCAAUUUCACAAUACUGGUUUUAAACCUUUUAAGUUUGCUUGCUUUGGAGUUUCUGUGUUUUACCUGUUUGUUUUUACCAUCUACUUUUAUAAAUUUUUUCAGGAGUAAAAUUUUGUACAUAUGCACAUGUACAUAUCUGUUCAGUUUGUGUUCAUUUCUAUAGUAUUUUGUAAGAAUUAUAAUAAAAGUUUGAGCACCUGAUGUUUACUUUUGACUUCCAGGUUGUUACAGCCUAAUUUUUAAAAUUAGCAAAUGUCUCAGUAUGGAAUGGGGGAUGCAGUGCACAAGAUUGGAUAACUGCACACUUAGUUUAAGUAUUAGAGACUUACAUAAGUCUGGAUAUACUAAGCAAAAUCUUUGCUUGCACAUUGAUUUUUAACACUAGGGUGCAACUAUAGAUUCGGGGUAUAGUUUUUAUUUUUAUUUUUUAUGGUUUAUUUAUUUUAUGUGCAUUGGU